UAGGCUGCAGGGAAUCCGGCGGACGGGUGGCGGUGCUGUGUGCGGAUCGGGACGCGGCUCGGUUCGGCUCCGGUUCAGUGCUCUGAUUCUGGUUCUGAAUUAAUUAACCGGACCGGUUUUUCCCCUCCACAUCCACGUAACCGCCAUCAUAGGCCCGCGCGCGAGCUCGCUGCCUCUCGCGUCGAUCAGGAUGGCCGGUGGCGGCGGAGGUGGCGGUGGCGGCUGCCGCAGAGUGCGGGGCCCUGAGCUCCGGGAGCUGCUCGCCUCUAAGCGCGACGUGCUGUUCGACUGUGACGGGGUGAUCUGGAACGGCGAGGCGGCGGUGGCGGGCGCCCCGGAGGCGGUGCGGCUGCUGAAGCAGCGCGGGAAGCGCGUGUUCUUCGUCACCAACAACUGCACGCGGCCGCGGUGCAACUACGCUCACAAGUUCUCGCGGCUCGGGUUCUCCGGCGUGGCGGAGGAGGAGAUCUUCAGCUCGGCGUACUGCUCCGCGGCCUACCUGCGCGACGUGGCGCAGCUCCGCGGCAAAGUGUUCGCUAUCGGCGGCCACGGCGUGCUGCAGGAGCUGCGGGACGCGGGCCUGGACGUGGUGUCGGAGGACGAGGCGGACGGGCCCGACUUCAGCAUCUACGACUUCCCGCUGGACCCGGAGGUUCGGGCCGUGCUGGUCGGGUUCGAUGAGAAAUUUAACUUCAUAAAGUUGGCGAAGGCCUGCUGCUACCUGCGGGACUCCGAGGUCCUGUUCCUGGCCACGGACCCGGACCCGUGGCACCCUCUCCGGGGAGGCAGGAUCACACCGGGUUCCGGGAGUCUCACGGCGGCUCUGGAGACGGCCAGCAGCAGGAAGGCGAUGGUCAUCGGCAAGCCCAGCCGCUUCAUGUUCGAGUGCAUCGCCAGCCAGUUCGACCUGGACCCGGCGCAGUCCCUGAUGGUGGGCGACCGCCUGGAGACGGACAUUCUCUUCGGUGCCAACUGCGGCCUUUCCACGGUGCUGACCCUGACGGGCGUGUCCACCCUGGAGCAGGCGCAGGAGUAUAAAGACAGCGAGUCGCCGGAGAAGAAGGACUUUGUGCCGGAUUACGUGGUGGAUAGCAUCGGCGAUUUCUUGGAGGCUUUGGAGGAGGAACAACCACAGCAGGAGGAGGGGGAGGAGUAGGAAGAGUAGUACAGGAACAGUCCGAGAAAAGUCUGAGGUGUUCUGGUCAUACUGUAACGAACCCCCGUCCACCUUAAGAGGGCACGAGAGACUUCAGCCUGGCACAUAAACAAACAAACAAACAGACAGACAGAGAGAGACAGUCAUUAUCGUUAUGUCCAGUCCUAAUUCCAAUACUGUUGCUCGUGGUGUACAGUUCUAGCUGUGUGUCAGCAUAGUUCAGUUAUUAAUAUUAACCUAUGAAUUUGCAGUCCAUUAUCUUCAUCAAUGCAUCGGAUGUACGGUGCAUUGAUGUACCAUGUGAUUUGGUACUGUGAACUACAAGGCCUUGGAUGUUUACCGCUCCAGUUAAAGGAAUAGUUUGGUGUUAAAUCUAAUAAGCACGGUUUAUCAAUAACUCCAGAUGCAAUCAAUCCAAGCCAAGACGUGUAUUAUGAUAUGAUAUUUUAAAGAUGGCUUCUUUAGGUCACAACAAGAGAAGAUUACAUUAGGUUAACAUUGGUGAUGGUCUUAAAUCUGGUCUUUUGAAGCAAUCUCUUCUUAUCUCACAUCUAGAGCUAAAUUAUGCUGUAAAUGUGGUGGUUAAAAUCAUCUUUUUUGAUCAUAUUAGCUAAAUUUAAAUAUUAGCUUAAAUAUCUUUAUUAGGGGUGUGCCCCAUAAUAUUGUAUGCAACAAUAUUGCCAAAUAAUAUGUAAUAUUAAUUUUCUUGCAGUAGUUUUUCUUGAAUAUAAUUUGUAUUUUUUUUUCAAUGUAAGAAUAUCCUAAAAUAUCAUAUUAUUUUAAGGCCAUAUAACCCACCCCAAAACAGAACUAUUAAACAUGUAUUUUACAGAAAUAAGAUUGGUCCAGUGUUUAUUGGCAAUAUUACAUCCUUUAAUCUUGACUUCCUCUUGUUGUAGUAAAAAAUAUCAGCUAUUAAACACGCUUUGACUUUAUGACUGCAUCUGGUGAUUAGAUGAUAAAUCAUUCUGAUGUUUUUCUAUUUCUUUAAACUAAACAGAGUGAAGAUUAUUAAUUAUCCAGGCUGUAAUUUUAUUAUAAAGCUUGGCAAACCCGCUCUCCUGUUAUUGAUGAAGCUUUUUUUUUGGGUGAAUGAAAUGGCAUGUAUAGAUUGAAAUGUUAUAAAGUGAAUUAUCAGGAACGUAGUGCUUGGGAAAGUGUAGACGCUCUUUUGAACUGAUUUAAUUUAGCUGUAUAAUAAAACUACUGAAAUGUAAUUUUACUACAGAAUGUAUUGCAGUGCAGGACUAAAGGAGACUACAGAGUCUCCCUGGGAAGUUCACAACCAGUAGCUUAGAUAAUUAAUUUAAUUUAUUAGUUAAUUUAUUUCUAUUUUCUUUUGUACAUAUUUAAUAAUUUAAUUUAUUAAUUGGUUAAUUGCACUCUGGGGAAAUAAGUGGUUCUAGGCAGCAUCUUUACAUAAAGCCAGUCUACAUAUGUAUAAGAGAUGAACGAUGAUCUCAGAAUUGGGAGAUUCUGUAAUUAUAUAAAGUAGUUUUAAGAGUAUAAUGGACCUAUGUUUACUGAUUUUACUCAAAUUUUUUAUAUCCUCAUCACUGAUGAUGAUGAUUUGAUGAUGUAAAUAAUGAUAUAUAAUAAUAUAAAGCUUUAUUCAUUAUCCUUUCAUGACUAUUUAAAUAUUGAAUAUUCAUGAAGUCCCAACAGAUCAUAAUUUGAUUGACAAUCAAGCUGUGUUAUUAACUGGACUGGACAAAUGCUGUAUUAUCACUGUAUUACACACUAUAAUUUACACUGUCGAAGUUGUGUGUGGGUACAGUAAUGGCAUGUAAUGGAUAGAAAUGGUAGCUGCAGUUAUAUAUGUAAUGUUUUUGCCGGUUUAGAAGAAUUCUGCUAAUUUUAAAAGACCAGAAUGAGACAAAAUCCCUAUCCAGAUGGGAUUAGUUUCUCAGGGGGAUGUCUGUGAAAAAUAUUUUCUAUUCUUCUAGUGAUAAAACUCCUGCAUCCGGACUGCAAUUGAAAAAACAGGAGGAUCAGUGAGUUUUUUGUAAGGCUUUCUCUGUCACAUGACAUCGCGGAGUUCAGUAGCUCCUCCAUUUCCACUCGCUUUUGUGUUUACUAUGUGGAUCUUCGUGGAAAUGAGCGCCCAAAGUGUAAUUACGGUGCGCGGCAGUGGACAAAGAGCUAUUUUAUUAAACAUUUUAUUAAAAGGAGACGAAAUUCAGAGAUGUGUGUCCAGACGGGACUAAAAUUAGCGGAGGACCACAGAGUUCAGAGAAAAACAGUAGAUAAUUCAGCCUGUAAUUUUCUCAGAGGACGUCUGAGAAAAAUAUGAACAUGAUCGUUCCAGACGGGAAUAAAAUCACAGAGGCCAAUAAAUAAUAAAUAAAAGAUAAAAAAGACCCCAGGACCCCCUGAGAAACUAAUCCUAUCCGGAUAGGGCUUUUGGGAUGCUUUAAAAAAAAAAAAAAUAUAUAUAUAUAUAUAUAUAUAUAUAUUUAAGGUUGUUUUCACAUUGCCACAUAUAUACGCCUGUCUUACCUUUUUAUUUUUGGAUGAUAUCUGGUCCCAGAAUUAAUUGUGACAAACAAUAUUAUUAGUUAGGUGGCAUUUAGGGACGUUAUGAGUUGAAGUGAAGGACAGACAGACAGACAGACAGACAUAGCACUGUAAGGAACUUUAUACAGCUUUUAAAGAAUCUGUGACACACGUAUGACACCAUGGGGUCUUUUGGGUUAAUAAAUAAUAAAGUAUAGAGGCUGAGUUAUUGAUGCAUUGAUAAUUGCGUGAUUGGCUACUGUAUUAGUGAUGUCAGGAUAUGCAAAAAUUGUCCAUAUAAAGUGUGAAUUUGGCAAACACAGAUUAAAGUAUAGCACUUUUCAGUUUUUUUGCAAAUUAACUCAUAAAUUGUACAAUAAGGCGAUGAUUAAUAUAAUUUUUUUCUUUAUUCUUUGUCAUAUUUAAUGUGUGUGUCUGGAGUUACGUUACCGUCAGUGCUAAACUGAAUUAGCGAUUUACUGUCUGAUUUAAUUUAAUUCAGUACGAGCUGUCAGAUCAUUCUUUUAAUGAUAUCAGAGUGACGAAUUGGAUUCGGACGCAGUCAAAAUAAUUAGUCUCUCUAUUUCAUAGUCUCUCACUGAGCAGAACAGUCCUCAACAACAGAUGUGCCAGUGUGUGUGUGUGUGUGUGUGUUGGUUCCUAUUAAUGAAUCCACUGAAUUUGUGAUUUUGCACCGAUCAAAAGCUGAUUUAACGGUUAGAGGAGCUAAACUGUACUAACAAUUAGGGAUACAUCAAAAUUAAAAUUUCUUACUGAAAUCAACCAGCAGUGCAGCUUUAGUCAUACAUUUACCUCAGCAGUGCCAAUUUAUCUAGUUGUAUCUAGUAUCUACAUGUUCAUAACUUGAAAUUUCCACAGAGGAAGGCGGCCAGGCUUCUAUUAAACAAAGUAAGUUAACAUUAACGUUAUCGCUAACGUUACUAUACUAGUCCUGUACAGCUCCUACAGUAUCUUUUUUUUUUUUAAGUGGAAAAGAGUCAGUUAAUGAAAAGGUGGACUGAAACAGAGUGUGAUAAGUGAUGUGAAAUUUAAUCUUUAAAUGCUUUAUUUUACGUAAUUCAUAGUUCAAGUUUAAAUGUAAGAUUAAAAAUGAACUUAAACCUGCCGUUUGUUGGCUUCCUGCUGAUGAUGUAUAUGGCAUUAAAAUAAUUUCACUUGUUCCGUAUAUAUUUUUUGGUUUUUACGUACUCGGACCAACUCUAAAAGUGCUUUUUGCCAAUAGUCAGUGCAUCCCUAUUAUAAAAUUACACUUUGUGCUAAAUGUAAAUACAGGAAAUACGUGGAUUAUGUUUGGACUGCCUGGAGUUUGAGUGACAUUUCAGUCAUUGUUCAUCGUUUUAAGCCAGACACUGCAUUCUGUACAGGUUAUUUCUUUGAUUGAUGAAGUAUGUAAUGAAGGAUAUGCUGAGCGUCUGUGUGUGAAAACUGUAAACAUACUGUGAACUGGUUUGGCGUUAAGUUUUCAUGUAAGUGGUGUAAAUUUGCCUUUUUAAUUAAAAUUUGCCUUGAAUCUUAAGUGCUUUUGUUCCAUCACUUCGAGAAGUCUCCAUACGCUUCACCCUGAUGUCUGUGAUUUUAACUCUCUGACAAAUAAAUAAAAAUAAAUUAAAUAAUA
Astyanax mexicanus (Mexican tetra) is the source of this 5288-nucleotide messenger RNA. Its product is annotated as pyridoxal (pyridoxine, vitamin B6) phosphatase. The transcript is spliced from 2 exons. Bases 191 to 1156 code for a protein of 321 amino acids. Lineage: Eukaryota; Metazoa; Chordata; Actinopteri; Characiformes; Acestrorhamphidae. Gene Ontology annotation, cellular component: cytoplasm. Gene Ontology annotation, molecular function: phosphatase activity. The record is from RefSeq and is a predicted model, not a curated record.